UUUUUACAUGCUCUCUCUCUCUCUCUCUCUCUCUCUCUCUCUCUCUCUCUCUCUGCUCUUGCUCUGCUUCCGUCGCACUCUCCUCUAGAACCUGGCAAUUGAAGAGAAUCAGCAAGCUACUGUCAGAGAAAUCAAACCCACAAGCAAAGGAGUCAUCAUGGGAGCUGAAGAAGAAAAAAACACGAUGUUGCCUCCAUGGCUUAAACCUCUGCUUCGAGAGAAGUUCUUCGUACAAUGCAAAUUACACGCAGAUUCACACAAGAGUGAGUGUAACAUGUACUGUUUAGACUGUACCAAUGGUCCUCUCUGUUCUCUCUGCCUCUCUUUCCACAAGGAUCAUCACGCCAUUCAGAUAAGGAGAUCAUCGUAUCACGAUGUGAUCAGGGUAUCGGAGAUCCAAAAAUUUCUGGACAUAACAGGAGUUCAGACAUAUGUGAUUAACAGUGCUAAGGUUGUCUUCUUGAACGAAAGACCUCAACCCCGACCGGGCAAAGGCAUCGUGAACACCUGCGAAGUCUGUUAUCGGAGCCUCGUUGAUUCUUUUAGAUUCUGCUCUCUUGGCUGUAAGAUCUCUGGAGUAUCUAAGAGUUUCGACAAGAAAAGAAAGGAUUGGACAAACAAUCUCUCAGAUUCUGAUGGUUCGUAUAGCAGUUCUACUAGUAUAGGGAGGCUCAAGAAGAAUGAUGACAUGAUUCAUAAUAGUUUCACACCGUCAACACCACCUCUAUCUGCCGUGAAUCGUCGAAUUGCAAAACGAAGAAAGGGAAUACCGCACCGUGCUCCUUUUGGGGGACUAAUCAUAGAAUACUAAGAAAAUGGUAAUGUAUAGUCUUAUGCUAAUAACCAUCACUAGUAGUUUG
This is a messenger RNA of Raphanus sativus (radish), 860 nucleotides long. Its product is annotated as protein RGF1 INDUCIBLE TRANSCRIPTION FACTOR 1. The record is from RefSeq and is a predicted model, not a curated record. Lineage: Eukaryota; Viridiplantae; Streptophyta; Magnoliopsida; Brassicales; Brassicaceae. The transcript has 4 exons. Bases 158 to 811 code for a protein of 217 amino acids.